AUGUGUAAUGUUGAUAAUAAUGGAAGAGAGUUAAUCCUACCAUCCUUGUUCACUACACAUCAUGAUACGGUUAAUACAGAACAACUUCUCAUGUGUAAUAACACGAGUCAGGCCUUAAGUAAGAGCUCUACCCCCAAUGAUUACAAGAAUAUUUACGAUGGAGUGAGAAGCCAUUCAUGUAAUGAAACUGGGUGUAAAACUACACAAGACUCUAACCCUAUGAAACAUCAGGGACCUCAAUCUUCAGACAAAGAUUCUAACAAUAGUACAUGGAGGAAUAUCUUUUAUCAAACAUCAGGUUUUCCACUAAAUGAGAGUACACACACUGGAGAGAAGACUUACAAUUGUGAAUAUGGUGAUGUUUCUAAUCAGUCUUCAAAUUUCACUCAACAGCAGAGUAUUCAGAAUCCGCAGAAAAGUUACAAGUGUAAGAAAUGUGAGAAAGCCUUUACUAACUCAUCCAGUCUAAGUAGACACAGGAAAAUUCAUUCAGGAUGGAAACCUUUCAAAUAUAUAGAGUGUGGCAACACCUCUAAUCAGAAUUCAAAGCUUAGUCAAGAUCAGCAAAUCCACACUGGCAAGAAACCUUAUGAAUGUAAGGAAUGUGAAAAAGCAUUUAUGUGUUACUCAAACAUUAGUAGACAUCAGCAAAUUCACACUGAGGAGAAGCAUUAUAAAUGUAUAAAGUGUGGCAAAGCCUUUAAUCAGAAGUCACAUCUUAUUGAACACCAGGGAAUUCAUACUGAAGAGAAGCCUUAUAAAUGUAAAGAAUGCGGAAAAGCCUUCAGUCACAACUUAACUCUUACUAACCACCAGCGAAUUCAUACUGGAGAGAAGCCUUAUAAAUGUAAGGAUUGUGGCAAAGAAUUUCACCAGUGCUCAGGUCUGAUUUACCAUCAGGGAAUUCAUACUGGAGAGAAACCUCAUAAAUGUACAGAAUGUGGGAAAUCCUUUAGUCAGAACUCAGCUCUUACUCAACACCAGCGAAUUCAUACUGGGGAGAAGCCUUAUAAAUGUAAGGAUUGUGGCAAAGCCUUCAGUCACCCCUCAACUUUUACUAAACACCAGCGAAUUCAUACUAGGGAGAGGCCUUAUAAAUGUAAGGAUUGUGGCAAAGACUUGAGCAGGCACUCAGGUCUUACUUACCAUCAGAGAAUUCAUACUGGAGAGAAGCCUUAUAAAUGUAAGGAUUGUGGCAAAGCAUUUAGACAGCACUCAUGUCUUACUAAACAUCAAGUAAUCCAUACUGGAGAGAAAUCUUAUAAAUGUAAAGAAUGCAGAAAAGCCUUCAGUCACUACCCAAAUCUUACUCAACACCAGAGAAUUCAUUCUGGAGAAAAGCCUUAUAAAUGUAAAGAAUGUGGAAAAGGCUUCAGUCACCACUCAAAUCUUACUCAACACCAGAGAAUUCAUACUGGAGAGAAGCCUUACAAAUGCAAGGAUUGUGGCAAAGAAUUUAACCAGUGCUCAAGUCUUACUUACCAUCAGAGAAUUCAUAUUGAAGAAUAACCUUAUAAAUGUAAAGAAUGCGGAAAAGCCUUCAGGCACCACUCAAGUAUUAUUCAACACCAGGGAAUUCAUACUGGAGAGAAACCUUACAAUUGUAAAGAAUGUGGAAAAGCCUUCAUCAAGUACUCACGUCUUACUCAACAUCAGAGAAUUCAUACUAGAGAAGUGGCAAAGGCUUUAAUCAGAGCUCUCACCUUAUUAGACAUCAGAGAGCACAUACUGGAGAGAAACCCUACUAAUAAGUGA
Capra hircus (goat) is the source of this 1755-nucleotide messenger RNA. RefSeq names its product zinc finger protein 345-like. The transcript is spliced from 2 exons. Gene Ontology annotation, biological process: regulation of transcription by RNA polymerase II. The record is from RefSeq and is a predicted model, not a curated record. Gene Ontology annotation, molecular function: DNA-binding transcription factor activity; RNA polymerase II cis-regulatory region sequence-specific DNA binding. Lineage: Eukaryota; Metazoa; Chordata; Mammalia; Artiodactyla; Bovidae.